Messenger RNA from Betta splendens (Siamese fighting fish), 1968 nucleotides. RefSeq names its product telomeric repeat binding factor a (gene terf2). Lineage: Eukaryota; Metazoa; Chordata; Actinopteri; Anabantiformes; Osphronemidae. The transcript is spliced from 13 exons. Gene Ontology annotation, molecular function: G-rich strand telomeric DNA binding; telomerase activity; double-stranded telomeric DNA binding. Gene Ontology annotation, biological process: protein localization to chromosome, telomeric region; telomeric D-loop disassembly; regulation of telomere maintenance via telomerase. Bases 2 to 1858 code for a protein of 618 amino acids. The record is from RefSeq and is a predicted model, not a curated record. Gene Ontology annotation, cellular component: chromosome, telomeric region; shelterin complex; nucleus.
UAUGGCGGCAGGAGAAAUUGUAAUUGAGUCAGUGGUGAACCGCUGGAUUGUGGACUAUCAUGGGUUUAGGGCACUUGAGUUUUUUCGGAGGAACCAAUAUGAUGAGUUCUGUAGCGUUCGGGACAUCCUUCACACGGUGUUGGACCGUCCUGUGCAGAGCACUAAUGCCACUAAAACAAAGAUUCAAGUAUUACAGUUUCUCUCCCGGAUAAAUGACGGUGACAACCUUGAAAAGUCAUUUGAAACGGACGAGUCUGUAAGUCCUCUGGAAUCGGCCUUAAUGAUACUGGAAAACUGGCAGAAAUGCAGUACUCCACAUGAAGGUUUGCCUUUUGAGAAAGUGUGCAGCUCUGUUAAAGAAAUGAUGGUGGGGAUUUUAAUUAGGAAGUGUAAAUUUGACAGAGCAGAAGAAAUGUUGAAAAAACACUUUCCCAAGCCAAUGGUUGGCAAGAAAGCCACAUUCAUGAGUCUCAUCAGACAGAAACAAAACAAACACAGAAUCAUUGAGCAAAUGGAUUUUCAUCAGUUCAAGCUGGAGAUGUUGAGUUUUUGCCAGAAGCUCUGCACAUUUGAUGUCCCCUUUCUUCACAAGGUUGCAAAUGAGGCUUUUAAUAAAAGCCAGCAAAAUGACAGAGCUGCUCCUGAGGAAGAAGAAUCUAGCCAUUCCUCCAGUCCUCAGCCUGUAUCAUGGAAACUUACAGUUAUUCAAAAGAACAGAUUAAAAGCAGCAUAUAAGGCAAUGGUCAAUAGCUCAGAGGAGAAAUCAUUUGCUCAGCUGGAGGAAGAAGUAGAACGAGAAGGGCAGGCAAGAAAAGAAGAUUUCAUGUGCCUCUCGCAUACUCAUAAACAGCUCACCACUCAGGAAAAUGUCACAGAGGAGGAAACGUUACAGAAAGAGUCAGGCAGCCCUAUAGAGGCUUCCCCUGCAGACGAGCCAUCACAAACGGACGCUGACCUUCAAACGCAGGGGGGUACAUUGUCAAACACACCCUCAGUGGCACAACUUGUCAUCCAACCAGAUAGUCAGGUGAGCUUGAAGUGCUCAAUAGCUCCUCGGGAGCUGCAGAUUGAAGUCAGAACAGAAGAGGUAGCAGAGUCGCCAAUAAAAUCCAGCAAACCAGACCUCCAGUGUCCAGUAACCGAGAAUGAGAUCCCCAAACCUACACGGAGGAUUCCAAGACGACUGGACAAAACUCACAGCAGGGCUUCAGCUAGUUGCCCAGAGCUGACAGAAGACAGCGAGGAGGACCAUGAUGCCUCUGUGUCCAAUGAGGAAAACGAGUCCCACAGUACACCUAACAGAAACUCCACAAAGUCAAAAAGGUCUUUGUUAGAUUUUGAAGAAGAUCCAAACGAGGGUAGCUCCACCUUCAGAAGCCCAGUGCAGAAACGUUGCAAACAGCGGGCCACCAAUCCUCUCAGCAAGGAUUCAUGUAAUGCAGAUAACAUCGCCAUCACUGAUUCUUCCUUGGACAGCUCACCCAGUCCGCCUCGCCUUCAUGCCGUCCCUCAAACAAGCUCCACACCUCAAAACGUCUCCACUCAGGACAAAGGCCGUACACUUAAAAAAUGGAACCAGUUAUUCAGGGAGGCCAAGGAAUCGAAGGAAACAUGGAGUGAUAGUGAGUCAAACGACAGCAUCAAGGUCAACAAUGGACUCGAUGAAAGCACAGUGUCAAAUUCAGGUUCAAGAAAGAGGAAAUGGACUAAAACUGAGACAGAGAUGUUGAAAGAGGGGGUCAAAAGAUUUGGAGAAGGCAGCUGGAAAGAGAUACUGUCAGCCUACAAAUUCAAUAACCGGACCAAUGUUAACCUAAAGGACAGAUGGAGAACAAUGAAGAACUCAAACAUGGUUUGAGAGGUUCCAGAAAAUGUGUUUUAUAAUUAACAUAACAUUUAUUAUUGUUAACAGUUACAAUCAUGUUUAUAUGUUCAAACUACAAUAAAUGUUCAGGGUUUAGGUUUUAA